AAUGCUCGACGAAAAUUUGGUCGACUAAGAUUGAUACAAUACACGUGAUGUGCACGUGGUCUGCUUAGUUACUUGAUUAAUGUUAUGGACCACAAAGGAAACCAACCCGCAGGGUCAGAAAGACCUUAUGGGAGAAAGGCCCACACGGGCCUGGAGACCACAAGGGCUUAGUAACCACAAGGGCCCGCGUCCCGCAAGGCACCAGCAGACACGUGCUAGGCAAGGCCGUAAGGGAACUAAGUCCACAGCCCCAAGAAGCCCACACGGGAGUACGCCCCGCAGGGACCUAGUCGACCAAAAGGCGACGACUCCAGAAAGCCCGCAGGGGAUUAAUGCCCACAAGGAUAGGAGGCAGCAAGCCGACAACCGACCUACAGAACGAUCAAGGGCAAGGAACUUAUCGCGCCCGCUUUGCGAGAUAAAAGGUGCCUGUUAGGUGGCAGAAAAGCGGUCGUCAGAAAAGUGGCAUAGAGGUCACAUGACGGACCCACACUGGAUCAACCCCCUCAGAUUGA
Molecule: messenger RNA, 515 nt
Organism: Aplosporella prunicola CBS 121167
Lineage: Eukaryota; Fungi; Ascomycota; Dothideomycetes; Botryosphaeriales; Aplosporellaceae
Exons: 1
Coding region: 80-436 (118 amino acids)
Source: RefSeq, a predicted model, not a curated record